Molecule: messenger RNA, 915 nt
Organism: Bipolaris victoriae FI3
Lineage: Eukaryota; Fungi; Ascomycota; Dothideomycetes; Pleosporales; Pleosporaceae
Exons: 1
Coding region: 1-915 (304 amino acids)
Cellular component (GO): nucleus; cytoplasm
Source: RefSeq, a predicted model, not a curated record
AUGGCCGCCGCCGCGCCCCCGCCCAACCGGCCGAUUAAGAUCCUAAUGCUGCACGGCUACACGCAAUCCGGACCCUUAUUCCAAGCCAAAACGGGCGCUCUCCGCAAAACCCUCAACAAAGCCUUCCCCAAAGGCAUCGAGCUCGUCUACCCCACCGGCCCAAUCCGCCUCACCCCCACUGACUUCUCCCUCAUCACCGGCGCCGUCACCGAACGCACCUCCGCCCCGGACGCCGACGAAGAACUCGAUGCCUGGGCCUGGUGGCGCAAACGCAACACCAACGAUGGCACCUACCUUUUCGACGGGCUAGACGAAGGGUUCGCGCAUAUUGCCUCCAUCCUCAAAGAACAAGGGCCCUUCGAUGGCGUUAUUGGAUUUUCCCAGGGCGCAGCUGCAACAGCCAUGGUUGCAUCGUUGCUCGAACCCAAGCGCAAAGAAGCAUUCGACGCACAGCAAGCAGCCGGCACCGGAAUCCCCUUUCCGCCGUCCUUUGAGGGAAACAUCCACCCUCCGCUCAAAUUCGCCGUUUCAUACAGCGGCUUUGCGGCCAUUCCCCCGCCCUCGCCGUCACAAGAUACCAAGGCAGCAUCACGGUACAUUGCGUUUUACGAGCCGGAGAUCGAAACCCCCAUCUUACACUUCUUGGGGACACAGGAUGUAGUUAUUGAGGAAGCGCGUAGUCUGGCGCUGGUGGAGCGGUGUAAGAGGAAAGAGGACAAGUACGUCGUGUAUCAUCCUGGAGGCCAUUUUUUGCCGAGUACGCAGAAGGCGAGUGUGAAUGCGCUGGUGGGGUUUAUUAGGGAGGUGCUUUGGGAGCAAGAGGGGGCAAAAGAGGAGGAUGAUUUGGAGGAUAUUAUGGGACAUUUUGAUAAGAAGCCUGUGGUGGGGGAGCGGGAGGCUAAGUUUCACCUUUGA